This is a messenger RNA of Penicillium argentinense, 1524 nucleotides long. RefSeq lists its product as uncharacterized. The coding region runs from base 1 to 1524 and encodes 507 amino acids. The transcript has 7 exons. Gene Ontology annotation, biological process: protein sumoylation. The record is from RefSeq and is a predicted model, not a curated record. Gene Ontology annotation, molecular function: SUMO ligase activity; zinc ion binding. NCBI's taxonomy places the organism in Eukaryota, Fungi, Ascomycota, Eurotiomycetes, Eurotiales, Aspergillaceae.
AUGGCGUCGUCGGAGGUGCAACAUCUAGUGGCCCUCAUCAAGACCCUCACCAACCCACAAUUGAAGGAACUUCUGCGCUAUGAAGGCCUCGCUGUCUCCGGUAUAAAAGCGGUGCUACAGAUGCGCAUCAUUGAUUAUCUCGAGCGUCUUGCAGCUUCUGAAGGGAAUGGCGCCCGCUACGACACGCUGAAACGACGUAUCUAUGAAUCAGCAAUACCUGGCACAUUGUCAUUUCAAUCCAACCCCGGUUUCCAAGCUCCACCAGCCUCUCAGGCAGCACCAUCUCAAUCCCGACCGGCUCCACUUGGUACUUCGAUGGCGUCAACUUCACAUAUCCACGGCCCCAUCAUCUUUAAAGACAGUCCUUUCUUUAGCAUCCUCACGAAUCUAACAUCGGUGGUGGAAUGUAAAGUCCGCGAGCAAACAAGAGAUAGUGUUGAGCUCAAGGUCAAUCUUUCGCCGUCGAUCGCGGCAGACUUGCAAACGGACCCUACCCUUCGCGUGAUGAUCUACUGCGCGGCUGACUCGGGGCUAAAGCAAUUCACCAAGUCUGAUAUCGCCUUCCCUCAUCAGGUGGAGCUUAAAGCCAACCUUGACGAAGUCAAGGCCAAUCUCCGAGGCCUGAAGAACCGUCCUGGUACUACUCAGCCUGCCGAUGUCACGAACUACAUACGCAAGAAGCCGAAUUACACGAACAACAUAGUAAUGACUUACGCAUUGACGCAAAAGAAAUUCUUCGUACUUGUCAAUCUCGUUCGACAGCAUCCAGUGGAAGAACUUGUCGGUCAGCUCCAAACGCGAAAGUUGAUAUCUAAGGAACAGGUCAUCCGAGAGAUGGAAAACCGCGCCCAGGAUUCGGACAUCGUUGCAACGUCAAGUGUUAUGUCUUUGAAAUGUCCUUUAUCCACAUUACGGAUACAAGUCCCUUGUCGCUCAAUCAUCUGCACUCACAAUCAGUGCUUUGACGCAUCCUCAUUCUUGGAGUUGCAGAAACAAGCCCCUACGUGGACAUGCCCCGUUUGCUCCAAGUCUACGAGUUUUGAAUCCCUGCAGGUUGAUCAGUAUGUUCAUGAAAUUCUGCGAUCGACUUCUUCAGAUGUAGAUCAGGUUGUCGUCGAACCGAAUGGAGAAUGGUCGAACCCAAGCCAGACAGAUCUCGCUCAGCCCGGCGGAGUUACACCGGCGUCAGACGACGAUGAGUUGAUUGAAAUAAGUGAACCAGGUAUUCCGACGCCGGUGGUCAAGCGGGAACCAAUACCUUCUUCUAUCAUGUUGGAACGAACACCCGCGCAGUCCCGGGAGACAUCGACGCCGUCCUCUGCGGCCAGGUUUUCUAGCAGAAAACGACCGGCUUCUCAAGUGAUUGACCUGACGGGAAGUGAUGACGAGGAUGAUGAGUCCCCUGUGCCUCCGGUCAAGCGGCCGGCUCUGAGUUUUGGCAUUGGAGGGCUACCCCCUCCAGAACCUCAUCACGCGCUUGCCAGGAGUCCCCUUCAGAGCAGGCAUUAUCCACCAUCGCAAUGA